Linum trigynum is the source of this 1549-nucleotide messenger RNA. Lineage: Eukaryota; Viridiplantae; Streptophyta; Magnoliopsida; Malpighiales; Linaceae. The record is from the annotation of a GenBank genome assembly.
GCCUUUCGGCUCACCAAUUCUUUCCCAUCGGAACAAACACACGAUUUCUGCAUUCCUUUCAGGCGCCUUCCGUCGACGGCGAGAUCCCACCGUGCUGCCGCUGCCUGCCAUUCGAGGUAAAAUAGGUUUUGUAUGUACUAGUUUAUCACAGGGGAUUGGCGAUUGAAAUUUGUGCUCGAUUUCAAAGUUCUAAACUUCGUUGCUGUGCUAUAUUCAAUCUAAAUCAGCUUCAGCUGGAACAGACAUGGAAAACGGCGGCAUCCCUUCAUCCGUGCACGCCACCGUGUUCAAAGAAUCGGAGUCUCUCGAGGGGAAAUGCCAUGAGAUCAAAGGCUACGACUUCAACGAAGGCGUGGACUACCAUCAGCUGCUUAAAUCAAUGGUCUCAACUGGGUUCCAAGCUUCCAACCUCGGUGACGCUAUUUCAGUUGUUAAUCAGAUGUUAGACUGGAGGCUUGCUGACGAGAUCAUUGCUGAAGAUUGCAGCGAAGAAGAGAAAGACCCUGCUUAUAGACAGUCAGUGAGGUGCAAGAUUUUCUUGGGGUUCACCUCAAAUCUGAUCUCUUCCGGUGUUAGAGAUACAGUUCGCUAUCUCCUUCAGCAUCACAUGGUUGAUGUGGUGGUCACUACUGCAGGUGGCAUAGAAGAAGACCUUAUCAAAUGCCUAGCCCCGACGUACAGAGGAGACUUCUCUUUACCUGGAGCUCAACUGCGUGCAAAAGGGUUGAAUCGCAUUGGCAACUUGUUAGUUCCUAAUGAUAACUACUGCAAAUUUGAGGACUGGGUUAUCCCCAUUUUUGACCAGAUGUUGAAAGAACAAAAGGAAAAUAAUACUUUAUGGACGCCAUCAAAGUUAAUUGCUAGACUGGGGAAAGAGAUUAACUGUGAAAGCUCGUACCUUUUUUGGGCAUACAAGAACAACAUUCCAGUGUUUUGUCCUGGAUUAACUGACGGUUCACUUGGGGACAUGCUUUACUUUCAUUCUUUCCGCAAUCCAGGAUUGAUCGUUGACAUAGUUCAAGAUAUUAGGGCCAUGAAUGGUGAGGCUGUUCAUGCAACUCCUAGGAAAACUGGGAUCAUUGUUCUUGGAGGUGGGCUUCCUAAGCACCACAUAUGCAAUGCCAAUAUGAUGCGAAACGGUGCAGAUUAUGCUGUUUUUGUCAACACGGCGCAGGAGUUUGACGGGAGUGAUUCUGGAGCUCAGCCUGAUGAGGCUGUUUCUUGGGGGAAAAUACGAGGCUCUGCCAAAACAGUAAAGGUUCAUUGUGAUGCAACGAUUGCUUUCCCGCUACUGGUUGCCGAGACAUUUGCCACAAGGCAAGCCAGAAACAUGAAGACCAGAGCUUGAUCUAUGGUGGCUACGUGCAGUUGGUUAACGAAGAGAGUGGCUAUUCAAGACCAACUUUCAUAACCAUUGGAAGGUUAAAGCUUCUAUUGUUUUACAUGGUAUCGAAGGUGUGAGUAGGAACCAUAGCUUUGCUGGAUUUUUCUUCUGCCAAAGUAACAAUGGCCAUAUUAUCCGCAUGGAAGAGUAUGAUUGUUUGAACUU